GUGGAAAAUGUUGAAGUGUGUUUAGUGUUGAGUGCUUAUAAUUCCUUUAUGUGACAAUAUUUUUCAUUGCAACCGCCUCAUAAUAUUCCCAAGAAUGAUACUGGGUUACGAUUGAAAUUUCAUCAAAAAUCUCACGCUGAAGAUCUAGUAAGCUGUAUUUACCGUGUGGUUUAUGAUAAAUCACUGUACAAAGGGGUACACAAUAUUUUGACCUGAAUCCAAAGGAUGUACCUGAAGGACAUUAUGAGUCUGUUUGUUCUUUUGUACACGGCACCAUAGACGUAAUGUUGCGAAGUAAAUGAUCUCCACCAAGGAUAGGAAGCUAAAGCCCAUGAAGAGUCCCAACAAACCACCUGUGCUGGCUGUACACAUGGAAUUUUAUAAUUGAGACCGUUGCAAUUUUUCAAAUCGAGCUUUUAACAAUUUAUUGUCAUUUCGAAAAAUUAAGUAUUUCGCUCAAAUUUCAAUUAACUACCUUUGUUCUAUAGGCAUAGGAGAGAUACUCUAUAGCAUAGACGCAAGAUAAUCAAUAUUAGGACACAGGAUCUGUACGUACACGUAUGUAGUGGAAGGAUUAGAAGGAGGAACUUAGGAAAAUUGCAAACAAUGGAAAACCGUUUACUAAGCGCAAGAAUUACCGUGGACAGUUAAUUACCACUGGCACUUAAGUAAUUAAAUUAGAAGCAGAAAUGUUGUAUUUACGUACAGAGAAACUCCGUGAAUCCAAACAGCUCGUUCUUCACGUAUUUCGUAAACUGAGAGUCGACGAAGAACAAAUGGACCACUGCCAUGUUCUCCCUGUUAACAAAAAGAUUUAAUCGUUCAAUUUAAUUUAAUUCCCGAAAGUUUUACUCUCAAGUAGUAUUUUAAGAUAAUUAUUUCUAAUUUUUAUAUUCAUUAUAUUUACGUAAAAUAUUCCCUGCCCUUCGUCACAUAGUUAUCCGAGAUAGAGAACGAGGGCACCAAUUUACUCUGCGAAAUUUGGACGCUGUAGUUGAUCUCAAAGCAUCCUGGAUAGCAAUUACAACUAGAAACGUUCAGAGAAGAUAUACCAAUGUCAUCGUCGUAAAGCUUCACUUCCAUUGCUCGGCGGGCAAUCGUCGCACAAGUCUCGUCCUUCUUUUCACAGAUCGGUGUGUUCGACGAUUCUGAGAACGCACGAAUUAUAAUCGUUAAUCAGAGUCAGGAAUUUAUAUUAAUUAUGCUUUCGAAUUCUUUAUGUGAAAUUGUUUACUGGGCAUGUAAUAUUGAACGCAGUGACAAAUCUUCUGCGUGAAAUUUGCCUCGCACUCGAGGACACAAUUCCUCUGCGUGUAAGUUCUAUAAUAGCGCAACUUUCUCUCGGAUGUGAAGAAGCACUUCCUCUUCCUCUGAGGAACGGAUAUUAUCGACUUGCUGGCGGUCGAUAUCCGAGGCGCCACGAUUACCCUGGUCUCAUCUCCCGGGGUCACUGAGAACGCAAAUUCUGCGAUCUUCGGUGUUUCGACUGGAUUGUGCAACAGCAACUUGUACGAGAAACAUUUUCAUUUGAUCAUUGCACUAUUAAUAUUACUCGAAUGAUCCCAAUUAGAGGAGAUUUGGUUUGAAAAAUAUUAAGAUACCUUGAAGCCAACACUGGCGGUAGACGAGCAAUAAUACUCCCCAACAUCCGCAUCAAGGACUAAAGUGAGACCGUAGAAUUGUCCAGCACCGUAAGGUCUCCAUGGUAUGGAAUCCGGGGCCACGUUCUCGUCGUAACCAGUUUCCGGACUCCAGUCGAUGCUGUUAAACGGAAACGUGAUGUUCAGAUCGGACCAGUCUCGUCUGAAAGAUGCAUUGAAAUUUAUUAGACAAUCCUAAUUAAUAUCGUAAACUAUAUCUACUUACGGAUUGUAAAACAAGUAUUUCCUGUGUACCGAAUUAAAAUUGCAACAUAUUCCUUCGUCGGUCAUCGUGGGAUUAAAAAUCUUUUCACAGUCAGUUAGAUUUCCAUGCCAUUUACAUAGAUGUAGCAUCUCUGUACAGGAUUGUGAUACCUGUUGAAAAUUACUCAAUGAAAGCUUAAAAACACUCCUCGUUAUUAAUGUAGUAGAACGUCUGAAGAAAUUCCACUACGUUCAUUUAAACUUCGCUAGAACUUCCCAAGAGUUUCUAAAGUUAGUCCCUCAAAACCGCGACUUCUAUGUAGUACCUAAACUACCAAAGUAUCGGAUUAAAAUUAUUUAUCAAACAAAUUAUUAAAAUAAUAUAUGAUUGAGAAAACUUCUUUUUCUAUUUUCAGAUUCAACGGAGAUACGUAUAAUACUUAGAUGUUCUGUACACAUAUUCAGGAUGGAAGAUACAUUUUCUUUAGAAGAGCAUCGAUAAUCAUCUAGCGAAUUAGCUGAAUUAUCUUGCGACUUACGUUAAUCAUAAAAUGUAGCAUAUUGUUCCAAUUGAUUGCAGUCUCGUCAAGAUUUAGACUCGUAUUAUGAUCAAAAUUGCAUCUAUCAUCCAGCAAGAUUUUCUUGCGUGCGUCGUUACUGCAAUAAAAAAAAUUCAUUAUCGUUUUAGAUUAGUUUUACGUCCAGGAGAUUUUUAUUCGUAUACCCAGCGUUUAUUCGAGCAGCCUCGCUCUUCUUUGCGUUGUUCAUAUUGCAAACGGUAACCGAAGGAAACGGAAACUCGCUUAGAGACACUGAUUCAGGGCUUAGAGAGAUGAUAAUGGGCGUUGAAACCCAUUUUCUGUACAGAAACCAAAUGUAAUAAGCUGCGGUUAGAAAUGCGAGAGAAAACGAAAUUAUCCAGAAGACUCUGUAAAGAUAUCAAAGGAUGCAACGUGAUAAGUUUUCUAGAUAUUAUUUCAGAAAAAUUACAAUUCACUUACCUUUCGAGUAUUGUUAAAUUUGAGUCACCAAUAUAACGUAAACCAUGAAGACUACUGUUUGUACAGUAUUGCUUUAUAGUGUUUUUAACAUCCAAAUGUUUCAAACGCAAUUGAUUUUCACCUUUACUAAAUUAAGAAAACGGCAUUUAAUUAAUUGUCUAAGUAUUUCUCAACAGAAAGUUAACUAAUACUAUAUUUUACCUUGAAUUUUUAUCAUCAUCCUGGUCCAAAUUUUGCGCUAGAGUACUUUCUUUUUUGAGCAUCGACUUCUUAUUGUAUCUAGAUCUCAACGUUGUAUCUUUCGAUCGGUACAUAAUCUUGUAAAAAUUUGUAUUUACAUUAGUAUAACUCGUAGUUUAAUGCAAUAGCAGCGUUAUUCGAUUACCUUGAAGGGUGUUGGUCGUACUUUGAAAUUUUCUCGUGACGCGUAUCCUUCCAAAAUUUGAGGCGGUUGAUACGGAUUUUGCAGAUGCAAAGUGUUAAUCGAAUACGGCAGAUUAGGAUCGUGGCUUCUUAAAUAAUUCAACGUUGUCCUGUCGACGGUUUUGUAAGAGUUCUCGAGUUCGUUGUCGUCCUGCGUACUCGGAUAUUCUCGGUAAUAAAGCUUAAUCGGCAUCGCAUUCACUUCUUGAGUUGUCUGAUUGCUAUACGAUCAAUUUAUUUCUUAAGCAACUUCGUUGUUGAUUAUAGAAUAGCGUUACCUUCUUUUGAAAAGUUGCAUCGGUGUCUCAAACGGCGCUCUCUUAAUUUAUAAGGUCUCCCCUUUUUUUCUCUACAAAUUUCUCAAACUCAGAGCAGCCUCUUGAAGGCAACCGUUUAGUUUAAUCAGGAAAUAUUUUCCUACAAUUAAGAGUAAUGAAAAUUGUGUCAACUUAUUAUAAUCGUAUGACGAUCCUUGCGAAGGAUGUCAAUCGACUUGAGGUCAACGAUGGCGUAGGCGUCCUUUUAACUUCCUUACAUGGAAAGAGUGUGCGUACGAUGACGCAGAGAAUUGUAAAUUACUGUUUUAUCGUUCCUUUCCGAAGGAUAUCUUUUGCACACUUUGACUGAGCACAGGGCGAGGAAAGCAAGCUUCCAUUUGCUAUAUCGCGUCGACGUUUCUCCUUUUCAUUCUUCUUCGAAUGAACGAAUUUCAUGCAGAAAUGUUUAUAUAAGUCGUUAAUCAAUUGUAACGCAUUGGCUGGUAUAGAAGGGUCAGCUGUAUUCUUAAUAUUGAAAUCAUAAUGUAGAGUGAGUUGUUAAAAAUGAAAUUGAAAGAUUGCGUCUUUCUGACGGUUAAAAAGUGUUUGCUGAAAUUACCUACAUAAUAGAGACUCUGUUGUCGAGAAACGUGUAAAUGUUUGCACAAGGAACAAACUCAUUAUUAAGUACCAUUUAUUCAUGUUAUCGAGCAAACAUUACCUCCGACAUUUCAAGCUCGUGAAAGUUUCAUAAGGCGCGUUAAAAACGCAGAAUUAAUACUGAUAAGAUGCACUUGAAAUUGCAUCGACACUUGUCGUUAGAUUGUAGGUCAGCAUUGUUUAUCUUCCAUUAAUAACGUUGUAAAAGAUGACACUAGAUUAACGAGCAGAAUUUUUUGUUCAACAUCGUGAAAAUCUAUCGUUGAACAGUUACAGCAAUGCAAUUCUUGAUAUUAUAAAAUUAAUUCUUCUAUUUUUAUUAUAGUCAUGUCGAAGAAGAACAGAAAGAGAAAAUCUGAGGAUGAGAAUCAAUCGCCGAUUGACUGGGAGGAGGAGAAUAUUUUUUCUGAGGAAAUAAAAAAUGAAAUGAAAUCUAUGUGGGAGAUUCCACAGAUAUUUCAGUUCCUUCAUUUGGCUAAGGAAGCUCUGAAUAUACCUCAUUUAUCCAUGUACGAAAUGGAGCGUAUGCUUUUAAUUCCAAGAGCUUCGAAACAGCUGGCAAAUAUCAUGACGUCCUUACUAAGUUCUCCAGUGACAAAAGCAAAAUUAAGAAAAAUACCACCCAUGCCAUACGAAUUUUGGACAAAUAUUUUAGCUUACAAAAUGAAAAGCUGGUUCAAAGUAUACGAAGCGAAACACCAGGAUGCAGUCAAAAUUCUAGAAACCAUCGGGGUUGAACCAGAAUUCUGGAAUGUUUUUCCGGAUGCUCCUUUGCUGAAUGGCAAGGAUUUCGAGGAAUUAACUUUUAAACAGAAGGUGUGGCUUCUGAAAACAGUCUGUGAUACAGUUAUGCACUCUAGGAAAACUGUACAAGAUGAAAUAGCCAAACAACCAUGGGAGAACCAGUUUGAAACAGUCCUAGGAACUGAUCGUUACGGGGCAAGAUAUAUUUAUUUUCCAGAAUUUCUAAAAACCGAUCUACGGAUAUACAGACAUUCUCUUGAUAAUAAAAUUUAUUCGACAGUAAAGGUACCGGCGUCAGAACCUAUCAAGUCGAAGCUGCAUACAAAUGGAGAAAACAAAGUAUCGGAUCAAAAUGAUUUAAAGAAACAAGGUAAACGGAGAAAAAGAAGGUCAAGAUGGAGCAACGGUUUACCUCCAAAAUUAAGAAAAAAAGGAAACAGGUGUGAUGAUAAACAUAUGAAUGAUUGCAAAUGCAACAGUGACAGUGCAACGAGCUCUUUAAUGAAUGAAGAUAUAGAUAUGAUUAGUAUAAGCACAUGUAGCAGUAGUAAUAAUAAUAAUAAUGAUAUUAAUCCAAACACUAUAAAUGUAAAAAGAUCAAGAAGUUCAUCGAAAUGUUCGGAAAUGAGUACGGAAUCGGAUAAAAGUUGUUGCACGAAAUCGAGCGGCUACGAUACGAAUCGUUCGGUCGACAAUCUUCAUGAAAACAAAUCGUCUGAAAGACCGUUUAAAGGUUUCCCGAAUAGCAGUGAUAUUACGGAUAAAAAUUCUAAUGUAGAAAUAAUUGAUGGGAUUAUGAAUAGUUUAAAGUCCGAACUGAGCGAGAAGAAAAAUACUGAAGAAUCUGACAUUAGUUUAACGCAUACCUCUGAAGACAAACUAGAAUUAACAUCGACGAAAGAGCAGUACUUAGAUACAUUGAAUUUACACGUAAGCAAAAGUGCAGCUAACGAUGAAACCAUUGAUAAUUUAUCCAGUAUCUCGAAAACAGACGACGAAAAGUUGAACGAAAUUAUCAGUGCUGAAAGUUUGAAGUUAAACGAGAUUAGUGACAUUAAUGUUGUUAAUAAAACGUGUCAGGUGUCGACGUCGAAAUCUGACGAUGAAAAAUUAAAUGAAACAAGAAUUAAUUACGAUACAAUUAAAGAGGAUGCUAAUCUUCCUGAAGGAAAGGAGGAAAAUGAUAUACCGAGGAGAGCAAAUGGGCAAUUUUCAAAAAGGCAGAAAUUAAAUAAUUUAAUAAUUAACGAUAAGGAAAUGAGAAAUUCUAAACGAACGAAUAAAAGUAAUAACGAAGUAGAAUGUAACGAUGAUAAAGAUCUUUCUUUAAGCGAAUUAAGAUGCCUGUUGCAAAAGGAAGCAAUGGACGACGGGUAUUAUCUUGAUGCAGAAUGCAGGGUGGAUUAUAAUAGUAGAAAGAACGGAAAGCCAGAUGUGUGGAAACAAGAAGCGGAAGAUUUUAACCACAUGCUUUUAGAACUUGGCUCUUCGAAAUUUGAGCUCGUAGCUGACAGUGUCAGUUCAUUAAGAGAUCUCCUUUCAACCUUUUCUCAGAAGUGUGAUAAUCCAGUUACCGACGCCUCUACUGAACAAGAAUCUAUUCCUCCCUGUGAAAUACAGUUAAUCAAAGAAUUGACAGAGUUACUAACCACCGUAGAAAAAAUGGAAUCAUCUUUACGCGAGUCAACGAGAAGAGCCAGAGGGAAACUUCAAAAGGAAUGGACCAAUUUUAAAGAAGGCAGUGCGGAGGAUCAGGACUCAUCUGGGGAGGGUGUCAACUCUAAUUGGUGGGUUCUUGGAUCACAGAGCUGUCCAAUUUCCGGAGAGUCAACGUUACAAACGUUACCGCAGUUUACUGUAUCCACAACUGGCUCUCAAAACCGAAACGAAGAUCGUCAAGAGGAUCGGCGCGUCAACGCCGUCGAGUGCGAUACAAAUAUCGGUGAAAAAUGUAAGAAACCUGAGGGUAAGACCGUGCAAGAUGAAACGCAAGGAAGUCAGUCGGAAGGAAGCGAAGGCAACGCCCAGGAGAACUCAACAGAAAUCAAGAAAGAUCCAAAGGAAGACACAAGCCACGAAAGUGGAAGAGUGUUGCGUGCACGCGGCGUCUCCUCGUACACCUUUUAUUCAGAUGACGAGACUGAGGAGAACGAGUUGGAAGAAUGGGCCGACCUUGAGGCCGUGUACGCGGCUCCCGCUGCACAGACCGAUUCAUCCGCUUCUCACCUUGCUCCGAAAAUCGGAAACACUGAUGGUAGAACGAACGAGGAGGACUCAGACCAAGAUUGGAUUCUACCGAGCUCUCGCAAAAGGAGAAAUAAACGUCCAUCUGCGAGUAAAAGAUUAAAAUCGUUCCAACACAAGUUACAAAGCAUCAAAGUUGAUGCACUCCAAAAUGCAGCCGAAUCAACGAUAACUGCUUUAAAUGGAAAAAACCAAAAACCUAAGCCGAAAAUCAAAGAAAUCCAAAUACGUAAAACAAACGAGCCAGUCAGUUCAGAGAACGGUGAUGCUGCGGUAGAAAAUGCCCCAGAGAAUCAUGAUAACUCGGUAGAAAAUGACAAACAAACAGUGCCUUCCAUGGAAAUCAACUGCAAAAUUGAAAACGUUGAAAGUGUACACUCAGAGUUGGACAUUAAGGAUGAAGGUCCUAUUUAUGAUUCUACGGGUCAGUACGAAAAUAGCUACGCCACGAAUUUCAAUCCAAAUUAUGUCAACUAUUAUGUGAUGCAACCGAAUCCUGUGAACGUUGCUCCGCAGAAUGCAUACGGGCAACCGGGUCCGGUAGUUUCGAAUAUUAUUUCACCGGUUCAGCAAAGUUAUUAUGUGCCAGGAGGACAAAAUUAUAUCAUUCAUAAUCCACAACCAAAUUUCAUACCUUCUCCACCGUUUCAGCCACAAGGGCCGCAAAUGAUGGCGCCUCAACAAUUUAUCAGCCAGCCUAGUUACGUACCUUACAUGAUAACACCUCAGUCUCACCCUGAGUGUGUGCCUACAGAAUCCCAAACCGUUGCUGCUCAACAGACCCCUCAGAAUCUUUCAAUGUACAUUCAAUCUCCAAUGCCAGCAGCUAAACCACCUCAAAACAGGUACCCGACGCCACGACAGCAAAUUCCUCAUCCCCAUGGCGCGGUUAUAAGAAGUAGUAUGCCAAUUAGAGGAAACUUCCCUCAUAGAGCUAAUGGGAGGCCAACGAAGAACGUCCAACAAGCACGUGGUGGUGCUCCUACAAGACUCCAGAGGCCAAGAAGACAGGCUGUGCCUUCGGAAAACACCGGCCAAAAGACUACUUCUUUGAUCGUUCUCAGUGACAGCGACGAUGAGAUCGAGAUGAUUAUUACUGAAAAGACUGGUGCUAACGCUGAAUCGGAGAGAACAAAAACGGCACCUCGUAAAAAUUAUUUACAAUCCAAACAAAAUAUAACAGCUAAGUCAGAAGACACGGCGGUAACGACGACAACGGCGACGACCACAACGACGACAAAAAGUACAAUUUCUCCUCAAAUUAUUCAACGUAUGAGCCAAGGAGGUAUUUCUAUAACACCAAUUAAGUCUGCACCACCUGUUCAGAAUUCGAAUACACAGUUAGUAGUGGUCGUGAACGAAACUGGAAGCCAUUAUGCCUUAGCAUUACCCAAUGGAAGCAAGUUGAUCCUUACUCCUGAGCAGGUGGCACAGAUACGAGCUUCAAAUGGUGGUAAACUAAUCUUAUAAAAUUGCUAACUUAUUUCUAACUUGUGGGAAACAAUGAACUUUGAUCUCUUCUUUGUCUAUAGUGUAUCUUCGUAGACAACGUAUUCUGAUGUUCCUACAGUACAGCAGCAGAAGUACGAUUCUUUUCCUUGCAAAAAAUGUAUUAAUUUACACAGAAAUUUUUAACGGAAGAUGUUAUUAAUUUUAUUUUAAAUGUUUCUUUUUUCCCAUGUUGCAGUGUUAGAAAAUAAUUAGAGUGAUACUUGGGACCUGUGAUGUCUAUAUCCAUUUUUAUAUAUUUUGUUAUAGCAGAGCAAUAUUGGUGUCUUAAAUUGUAUGAAAAUAUCAAAUAUUAUAAUGAAAUAUUCAUUUUUCUGAAGCAUUAAGAUGAUUUUUAUGGUGAUAAUCAGAAGUUCUAGGAUUAAUUCUCAUUUACCAAAACAUAUUACCAUAUGUUGCCAAAUUAUGUUAUUUGUAUUGUUUGCAGAAUUGAGUGGAACAUUUUUUCUUGUAUAGUAACCAGCUUUGAACGAAGUCAUAAAUGCAUAUUAUUAUUAAUUACAUACAAUUUUUAAGUUCAAUAGAAUAAGGUAUGUAAAUAAUCCUUACAAAUAAGAUAAUUUAUAAAAUGAUCAAUCAUGAGCAGCAAGUUUUUGAAAAGCAAUGGAAAAAAGUAAAAAUAUAACCCAAAAUGAAUUUAUUUGUAUUAUAUUAAAAAUUGCAGUGAUUUUGUUACAACGACAAUUGUUCAGAAAAUAAAGUUUUGUAUCUUUGGUACAUGGUAGAAAAAUUGAGCAGCAAAUUCAUUGUGAAAAGACCUCGUUUUUAUUCAAAACGUUAAGUUUUUAUAAUACAUAAAAAUACGUUCAUCAAACAACCCCGAGAAAGAUGUCUGUAAACAGUAUAUUUAAUAAAUCCAGAUGAAGGAUAAUACAAUUUUCAGUACGUUACACAUAUGUUACAAAUAUAUUACAAAAGUACACUAAAACAAAAAGCUUUGUACACUUCACAGUGAAUAGGAACGUUAAAUAUUUUAAUAACAAUGAAUGCGCGUUUCUUUCAAUUAUGAAAAAGAAAUGAGACGUAGCAAAGUCUAAAUUAGACUUAGAUUUCAAAACAUUGGAAAGUUACAGGAACUUGAAUUAUUUACCAUCAACGUUGACAAUAAAUUACAUAAAUAUGUUAUUAUGACAAAGCCAAAUUAUUAUGGGAAAUCAAACAGUUCAAUCUUGGAAUAUCUUCGCUUACAGAAAUGGAUCAAGCAAUUGCGGAAAAUAAUUUUAAUAAUGCUAAAGAAAAUUAAAGAGAGCCACGAGUGAAAAAUUCUUCUUAUCAAUCAGUAUCUUCGAUCUGAUUCCUGUUCUUAUACUUCUCCUUGUCAAAAGUUAAGAAUUUUGACAGACGUGAACCAUUAUAUGGUACUUCGCUUCCAGGUGGAUGUAGUCGCAUCUAAAACAGAAAUAUACAUAUAAAUUCAUAUGAAAACAAAGAAUAGAAAUUGAACAAAUCAGUAGUUAAAUAUACUUCACUUUUCUUGUUGGACAAACUUGAAUAAAAUAUUACCUACUGCACGACACACAUCUGAUGAUCUUCAGGUUCACCUCAUGAACAAAUUCUAUUCUUAGAGGUAAUUUUCUCCAUAAUUUGCAAGAAUCACAAUCAAAAGUAAAGAAGAUACUUUUCAAAUGAAUACAGAGAGAAUAAAGAAAUUUUUUUCAUAAUUACUAUUUAUUUGUUCAGCUUGUAGCAAUCUUUUAAUCUUGCGCAAAUAAUAACUGAUUCAUCUGCUAAACGUGCAUCGACGAAAUCAAAUAAAUGCAAAGUUAGUGUGCAAACUGUUGUCAAAAUAUCAGCCAUGGAUAUUAAUGAUCUUGCCCAUAAUCCGUUGUCUGUUAGUUUUAUUAAUAUUGUUACAAAAAAAAAAGAAUCUAAUCUAUAAAUUUCGGCACCAAACCUGGAAACUACAUAGCACCGGUAAAUUUUGAAUGACAAACUUGACGCUCAAUCUCAAGUUAGAAAAAGUAUAAACUCUAUAAAUAUUCUAACACUGUUACAAUCGUAGAGUCACUUAUCUUUAAAACUAUACAGUAGAAUUCCAUUUAUUUAAACAUUAUUGAAGAGACCUUCUACUGUGGCAGUUAACUUGUCAAUAAAUGGGAUUUUACUGCUAAACGUAUGUAUGAAUUGUCCAGUUAAUUAUCUAAACGUGUACAAAAAAAAAAAAAAAAAAAAAA
Messenger RNA from Osmia lignaria (orchard mason bee), 10856 nucleotides. NCBI's taxonomy places the organism in Eukaryota, Metazoa, Arthropoda, Insecta, Hymenoptera, Megachilidae. The record is from RefSeq and is a predicted model, not a curated record.